This is a messenger RNA of Thamnophis sirtalis, 2529 nucleotides long. NCBI's taxonomy places the organism in Eukaryota, Metazoa, Chordata, Lepidosauria, Squamata, Natricidae. The record is from RefSeq and is a predicted model, not a curated record.
CCUACUCCACCCUGAAUAGGGACGUAAAAAGGGAGCGUUUCAUCCAGUCAUGAUGACUCUUGAGCUGCAUUUCUGGCGGAAGGCGGGUCACCAUUAAGUCGGUGGGAAGAGGCUGAUGAGCAACGAGGAAAAUACGCGGGAGGGAAGCGCUCCUCGGAGUUGUGGAGUGGACUCAGGCAGGGGAAGCCGGGAUAACAAGCAGCUCUCCAAUUACAAAGAAAUAAGCCCCUGGCACUCUGCGAAUCACCGGAGAGCAGAAAGGGAAGUCUGCAGCUUUCAAGGGAAGACUAGCGGGGUUCUCUCAGCGGGCGUUAGCGCCUCCAACUCCCAGCCGAAGAAACAGCGGCUUCUCGGCGUCCAGGAGAAGCGCCAAGUCAGACCCCGCACCUGCUGCUCACUCACCUUGGGCUUAUCGAAAACAGGCGGGUCGCGCUCCAUGCUGCCGCCGCCUCUGACUGCUGAGUUAGCCAGGAUUCCUGUCCACUUGGAUGGAGCCAUUAAACCAGAAACUAUUCUACACUUUGGCAAAAAAAGAGGAAUACAUCUACCUGCAGAUACAACAGACGGCCUUCUGAAACAAAUUACUUGUGAUAAACCAGGGUGUCUCACUACUUUUCUUCAAAAGUUUGAUUUGUACAUGCCAGCUAUUGCUGGUGACCGAGAAGCUAUACGAAAAAUUGCUUAUGAAUUUGUGGAGAUGAAAGCAAAGGAGGGUGUGAUCUAUGUUGAGGUGAGGUACUGCCCUCAUCUUCUUGCCAAUUGUGAAGUAGAUCCAAUCCCAUGGAACCAGAAAAAGGGAGAUGUUACUCCAGAUGACGUCGUUAACUGUGUUAAUCAAGGAUUAAAAGAUGGAGAAAAGGAUUUCAACAUCAAAGUCAAGUCUAUUCUCUGCUGCAUGCGUGACAAGCCAUGCUGGUCGCCAGAAAUACUGAGACUGUGUAAGAAGUAUUGGAACGAUACAGUGGUUGCUAUAGAUUUAGCUGGAGAUGAAUCGAUUAUUGCUGACUGUUCAGGCCACCUAGAAGCUUAUAAAGAAGCUGAAAGCUCUGGUAUUCAUCGGACUGUUCAUGCUGGAGAGGUUGGAUCAUCCCAAGUCAUCAAAGAGGCAGUCAACAUUCUUAAGGCAGAACGAAUUGGCCAUGGCUACCACGUCUUUGAGGAUGAACAACUUUACAAACAAUUGUUGGAACAAAAUGUACAUUUUGAGCUCUGUCCUUGGUCUAGUUAUCUCACUGGAGCAUGUAAAACCAGCUUCAAAGAACAUCCCGUUAAAAGAUUUAAGAACGAUGGUGCAAAUUACUCCUUGAAUUCAGAUGAUCCACUCAUUUUCAGAUCCACAAUUAACACAGACUAUAGAAUUACUCAAGAAUACAUGGAAUUUACAGAACAGGAAUUUGAGAAAUUGAAUAUAAAUGCAGCAAAGUCCUGCUUCUUGGAAGAAAAAGAGAAAAAGGAGCUUGUGUACAAGCUACAAAAAGCCUAUGGGAUGGUAAAAAGCACAGAAUUCUGAACUCUUCUGUACCAGGCAUCAGUUUGUUUUCUUGACCAAUGUUAUGCUUGCCCAAAGUCUUUGUUUUGCUUCUUGGAAGACAAUAAGCAAACUUCGUAUUACUCUUGUUUACUCUUAAUAACUACCGAAUGUACAAAACAGUAUUCUUAUGAUGGUAGGUACCAUGAGUUUAAUUUUUUUAAAAAAUUUUAAAUGGAAUGUAAGCUGCUCAGACAUCUAGAGAUUGGAAAUAGGGAUACAUUUAUUGCAAUUACAUUCACUUAAGUUCCAUCUCUGGUACGCCAAAUCUGCAGGCCAUUUAUUAUUUCAAAACUUACCAGUAGGUCAAAUAAACUAUUUAUUUGAAACAGCAGUCAAAACCUAUCUCAGACAUUUUUAAAAUAUUUUUUUUUAAAAAUAAUCUGCCUCACUAAAUUAUCUACAAGUGAUGUCUUUUGUGCACUCCUACUUUAACAAAAGGGAGAAAGAUCAUAAGUAUUGUUAAGAUUGAUUUUUUUUAGAAAAUCAUAUUGUGCUCAUAAAUCUCAGAAAAACAAACAUACUUUAUCAUUUAAUUUGAUUAUAGACGGAUCUUAUUUCUCUACUUUAUUUUACUUACACUGAAUAGUAGUUCAUGUUUUUUUGCCAUUUCGUUCAUUUCAAUGGUAUCAAAAUAUAUUUGACCCAGUGAAAGUUGUAUGGUAGAAAUUCUCGUAAUGCUGAUUCAACAUUUGCCUUCUCAAAAACCGGUCUUGCCUAAAAUGUCUUAUGCUGGAGAUGUGCCAUGGGAAAAACAGUAUUUUAAAAAAUAGAAUUGCAUAGAAUUUCUGUUCUUAUAGGGAUUGUAUAGAAAUGCAAAUUUAAAGUUUGUAUUCUAACCUAUUCACUGAGCCAUUUGUAUUUUUCUUAUCUGUACUAUAUGUUUAACUGGGAAUUAUGUGAUUUAACUAUAGCAUACUGACACUUUUGUUUAUUUUUUGAUUGUUGAGCUAACAGAAAGGCAACAUUAUCUAAUGGUGCUCAGUUACCUUGUUUUAACU